This is a messenger RNA of Linum trigynum, 5458 nucleotides long. NCBI's taxonomy places the organism in Eukaryota, Viridiplantae, Streptophyta, Magnoliopsida, Malpighiales, Linaceae. The record is from the annotation of a GenBank genome assembly.
CUUAAUCAAACCCUAAGCUGAUAUUGACCCGAAAGUCGACUUCCCAUUGGUGGAGUCUGUAAAAUACAAAAAAAGGAAAAUGUGUCGGUUGUGUCUUGUUCAAUUGAUUUGAGUUAUUAUAGGACGGAGAAGUUAAGGAACAUGAUUACUUAUUUAAUUAUCAAUUGCCUUUGUUUAUAAAUUAUUAUUUUGGGGUGCCAUUUGUUAAACCAAGAAAGAGUGUCCUUCAAAUUAAGAAGCCCGCCUGCCCAUGCAUUCAUUUCUUUGUUUACUAACGGCUCUUCCAUCCAACCAUUUUGGGUCUAUGGGAAAAGGGGAAGUCCAAUCUAGAUUCAAAUUUGAGAUUCUUAAGUUGAAAAUCAAGGGUUAAAUCAAAGAUCUCUUUUGCAUAAAUACAUAUGUUUGAGGCUACUUCAAUUUAUAACUAUUAGACAAGUUUGUAGGAGCAUAUGGGGUUUGGACCUUAUAAUUUGUAAGAAACACAGGAAUUGGAGAUAGAUUUAGGGGUUCAAGAGGAGAAUCAGCGAGGAUCAAGGAUAUAAUUUAGAGAGAUUUGAACGAAGAUUUGGGGGAGAAUGAAAAGAAGUGUUCGGCGGUCACAAUCGGCCCGUAAUUGAACAAGACACAAUUAUAAUAAGACCAUGUUUCUAUCCGUCUUUCUUUCAGAAUUAAGAAGAAAAUAACAGAACAACCUGCCACAACCGGCCGUACAUCUAAAAAAGCCUAAUAAUAAUUACUACAAUAAUAAUAAUAAGAGCAUGUUUCUAACAUUAUUCUACUUGUGACAUAAAUCAAUGAAAAAGAGAACUAACUCUGUAUGGAAAAUUAAUACAGUAGUUUGGGGAACACCAAAUCAAAGUUUGCUUAGUACACUGGAAACCUCUGUUCUCUUGGCUUUCCUAAGAAAGAAGAAAAUGUCAACUUGUCUUAAUUUACUCCAUUGCUGAACCUCCAUCCAUCCUUCCAUCACCAUGGAAAAAAAGGCAAAUCCAGUAGAAAGAAGAGGACAAUCAAGCCUCAUUAAGGAGAAAAAAGGACUGAAAAGAGGGCAAAUUCUCAAAGUCUCAAUCCAUCCAAUUUGUAGAGUAGGUGGAAAACAAAUGUCCCAAUUUAUUAAGCAUCCAUUAUAAUUGUUUGUGGCAAUUUUGUCAUCGUCGUCGGAGUGUUGCAGUGCCAACGUAAUACACGAGAACAAAUGAGCGAUUGUGCUAUAUUCAUUGUUCUUAUCUCGAUCGAAAGUCUGAAAAAAAGAGUAAUCACGCGAUACUUAAACCCAGACCGAUUCAACUACCCUAAAUUGGGAUGAGGGUAGCAGAGUGGUAUAUAUGAUCCAAAUGAACUACCAGCAGGUAGGGUGUGCGAUACCAUUUUCACGGUUUAGCCCACUUGCCUUAGAGCACACGGUUCAGAAGCUUGCUGCCAGUUCUAGCAAAGCAACCUCCCCCAAAUGAACACAAGACAACAAUUGACCUGACUGCUGCCGACUGAGAUGGCUUUUAAUGGUGAACAGGACUCUUGCUCCUUUUUUGUCUCUGCCUCUCCCCUGUUCUGUUCUGUUCUGUUCUGUUCUGUCCCUACUUCAUCACGUUGCCCUUAGGCCUUAACCACCAGGCUAAAAGGGACCCAUGACCUAGACAAGGACAGCAUUAACUGAUUUCUCGUUUGAAGAAAAACCAGGUUGUUGUAGUAGUUGCUGGUUAUUCUCUCAGUUGUUGGAACACACGGGACAGAUGGAAUUUUGUGUUGUUGGUUCGGAAGAUGCAUUGUUGGAAUUCAUGGACUUGUUAUGAAUGCAUGGUUGUGAAAUGGGUGAAUUAUGAGCACAACUUUUAUCAAAUCGAAGUUCGGAUAUAGUGAUGGCAAUGGGCAGGGGUGGGGUGGGUACCUCAAUAUUUAUGUCUUGCAUGCUCCAUGCUAUUGCAGAUCGGGGCGGAUAAUACCCGUGUGGGUACGAGGCGGGUGGGUUAAUCGACUCUUAUAUGUCAUUUGAAAAAAUACAUGUUAUAAACGCGCUGCUACAGAUCGGGCAAUCGCCGCAAACGAUAAAGCAAGAAUACGAAAGCGAGAAUCGAAAAAACACAGACACACGAUUUACGUGGUUCACUAACACGAUGUGUGUUAGCUACGUCCACGAACGAGAGAGAGUCAGUUUCACUAUAUCGAGGAGAUUACAAAUUACAGAGGAGUAUGAGAAGUAUUUAUAGUACUUCUCCAUGUGAGUCUAAACCUAAUCCAAUUUGGCAAAGGAAACGGUUACAGACCAGGUCCAGAACCCAAACCCAAAUAACAUUGAGCCCAUAUACCGUGGCGUAGCGGCUGAUAGUCCGAUUCAAGUCACAUCAACAAUACAAACAAUAUUUUACCUUUAAUGUUCAAACGAAGGGAAAAAAACACUUUAUGAAUGAAAAAUAUUAGUGAUAAUAAAAUGGGUAAUUGAGUUUAACUAGUUGAAGGAUCAAGUUUAACUAAUUGAAGAAAAGUCACGAUAUAUGAGAAAUAUGAAUAGAUACUGAUAGAAAUCGAGAUAGUAGAACGAGCCACGAACGAGGAGAGGCCGGACAAAGCGAAUCAGAAGUAGAUAUCACAUGCUCCGACCCACGCUACUGCUGGUCGGGUAAUUCCCGCCCCAUCACGGGUCAGAUCGAGUAACACUCAGCGAGGCGGGUUCAUCAUCCCUAUUCGGAUAGAAUGGGCUCUCUUUGAUGCUUCAAUUUGCUCAUUAUCAUCUGGACGGUCCGCUUGGAGGUGGUGACGAAGUUGAAUGGGCUCUCCACCUCUCGUUUGGAAGUGGGCCGACUCUGUGAGGAAGCCUGGGCUGAAGUGUGUGCUACAAUUCUGGGUUUCCACAAUAAAAGUUCCUGAGUCAGCUGUCUUUUCAUUCAAUUCUCUCCACCCUCUGCUCUUCUUGUGUUCCACCAUUAAUGCCCGAAAUUGGGAGAACUGAAAAAAAAUGCACCAGCUCAGCGACAACGAACAAAGCAUAAUCAAUUACUAAAGGGAGACAGGACGGCUAUCAAUCUCCUGCCUGCAGCCUUACACCAUCAUCUGGCAAAUGGCAAAUUCCUUCCAAUCCAUUUCAUGCGGUGGUGGUGGAAGAAUAACUCCUUUUCUCUCUCUUUCCUCUGUUUUUCUUUCCGCGUUCCUCUGUUUUUUCCACUCUGUCCACGUCUGAGAUAUUUCCCCGCCAAACAGCCGACAAUAUUUCCUUUUCAUAAAGAAUCCAAACUCCUCUCUGUAGAAAAUCCCUUCUGGCUUCCUCUGAUUGGCUGCCUGGUCCCUCACACUCAUCAUUAUUGUCCGUCUCUUCGGUCCUUCCCUCCUUCAGAAAAGAGAAACUCCUCUGCUUCCCACGCAGAGAAUAUCCGAAUUCGCCCGCCCUCCUUUGGUUAUCCGCAGACACUUCAUUUCUUCUUCAAUUUUCUGCUGAAAUCACUGCAAGUAACCAUUUCCCUUUUCCCCGGCAAUGGAGUUGGUUCCUUACGCCGACCCAGAUUCCAAGCCGCCGGAGUCUUCUGCUUCUUCAACUCUGCCGUGGCAGGACAUGUUCAAAUCGGCCUCAUUCCGCAAACCCACCACGGCGCCCUCCGGCAAGCCGCCGAAACCAUCUGGGUCGUUAAAUUCCGGCGACCCAACUAAUAAAGAUGCCUCCUUUUUGGGGGAUCCCCAGGUACGACUCGCGCUCUGCAUAGCCAUGGCACACGCCGGCCUCGCCUUCACAAUCUUCGUCCUCUAUUUCGUCGGCAAGCUCCUGCAGGAGUACCUGCGUCCAAUUCAGUGGGCAAUUUUGUGCUCCAUACCCUUGAGGGGCAUUCAGCAGGCCCUCGUUUCAUUUUGGGAGGAGCCUCUCAAGUUAGGGCUCACUGAGACAGUCCUCGCCAUCCCCAUAGCUGUUUUCCAGGUUUUUGUCGGUACUCUCGUGGAAAUUAAGGAGCUUUGCCUUAGGGUUUUGCAGAGAAAGCCUAAAAGUGAUCGAAUUAAGAGGAAUCGAAGUGGGUUUUCCAAGCUAGUGAGGUGGUUGGUCUCGUUUGGUGUCUUUGUAAUUGUUUAUGAGAACAUUGGUGCUAUGGGGGCGCUUUCCAUUCUAGGGUUAGGUAUCUUGUUCAGUACAAGGACUGUAGAUUCGACAUUCUCUGCUGUGUCUUCUUUUAGGAGCAACAGCUUUAAGCGCAGUCCCAUUAGUGCAUUCUUCACUAGAGGGAUAUUGAAGAAACUCAAGACAAUUGUUGCAAUUGGCCUGAUUAUUGGCAUGAUUGUUGGGUUCUUAGUUGGGUUGAUAUUCUUCUCAUACCAGAUUGGUGUUGAAGGGAAAGAUGCUGUGAUUUCCUUAAAAUCUCAUGUGGAAGAGAGCAAUUAUGCGGAGAAGUUUGGUGUAAGGAAGUGGAUGGAUGAGAAUGAUGUCCCUGGAAUGGUGGAUAGGUACACAACCACAUUCUAUGAGACGGUUUCUGACCAAAUAGAUAGUCUUGCAAUGCAGUAUAAUGUCACUGAAUUGGUUACAGGGAUCAAGCAUUUCAUCAUCACUCCUCCAACCAAUUCUUCUUUAGAGCAAUCAGCUCUUAUGAUGAGCCCACCUCCUUACACUGAGAAGCUCAUGAGCUUAAGAAGGAAAGUUACAGACCGCCAAUGGGGAGAAAUUUACAGUGAACUGGAUUCAAUCUUCAAGGAACUGAUCAUUAGCCGUGAGGAUAUAGUCGAGAAGGCGAAAGGGUUUGCCCUCCGAGGGAUGGAUGUCUCUCAACGUGUUUUUGCCAGCAGCGCUUCGUUGCUAGGUGGAGGAGCUAAGAUGAUGCUGUCGGUUGGGAGCUCGAUCAUCUCUGGAGCAGCUGAGGUUUUCAAUUUUGUCUCGAUGUCGAUGGUUUUCUUCUGGGUUCUGUAUUACCUCAUCACAUCGGAGUCUGGUGGGGUAACUGAGCACGUAAUGUGCAUGCUGCCAAUGAGGAAAUCAGUGAGGACUAGAUGUGUCGAGGUCCUUGACAAGGCCAUUUCGGGUGUUCUUCUGGCCACAGCUGAGAUUACAUUCUUUCAAGGAUGUUUAACAUGGCUCUUGUUCAGGCUGUAUAAAAUCCACUUCCUGUAUGUGUCUACCGUUCUUGCAAUCAUCAGUCCUCUGCUGCCAAUAUUUCCAACAUGGUUUUCAACGAUUCCAGCUGCUGUGCAGCUGGUGCUGGAAGGCAGAUAUGUUCUGGCGAUCAGCUUGUCCGUGAUUCACCUUCUGCUUAUGGACUAUGGUGCAUCUGAAAUUCAGGAGGACAUACCAGGUCACAAUCAGUAUCUAACUGGGCUCAGCAUCCUUGGUGGAAUGACAUUGUUUCCAUCUGCAGUGGAGGGAGCAAUCAUGGGUCCGUUGAUAACGACAGUUGUGAUCGGUCUCAAGGAUUUGUAUGUGGAAUUCGUGUUAGAAGAGCCGAAGAAGAGCAAUGGCGAUUAAGCAAGUCAAAAAUAGAAAGCAAAAAAAAAA